Messenger RNA from Paramecium tetraurelia, 853 nucleotides. RefSeq lists its product as uncharacterized. The record is from RefSeq and is a predicted model, not a curated record. Lineage: Eukaryota; Ciliophora; Oligohymenophorea; Peniculida; Parameciidae. The transcript has 5 exons. Gene Ontology annotation, molecular function: calmodulin binding.
AUGUAACAGGAAAGCAUAUAUAACUUGAUUCCCAAGGAAUAUGUACCUCCUCCUAAAGAACCGAUGUAUAGAUCGGCAUAUCCAAGUGGAUUGACACCAACUGGCAGCACAUUCAAUAACCAUACAACUAGUCGACCUAAAGUUAAUAAUAUCAACGGAGAAUUUGAUUUAGUUAGGGGACCACACUCUCAUAAGGGAUAGUCGAACUCUCUCGGAAGACCUAAGGGAUCAUACAAACCUGAUUCUACUAUGUUCAGAUUGAAAAAUACUGGAACAAUGGGAUCAAACCAACUGCCUGAAGUCAAACAAUAUAAAUAUCCUCCUUCAGUCAGACCUCCAGUACCUAAAAAAGAUGAAAAGCCUAUUCAUGGCCUUAAAUCUAAUAAAAAUUACAUAGUGACGAAUGCAGUUGAAAAUAUUCUAAGUGCUCCAAAGCAAAUAGUAGAUGAGAAACCAUGGACUGAGAAAAAGGACUUUGGUAAGGUACCUGACUAUCUUACAAAAAUAUAAUAAAGCAUUUCAAGUGAAUAUGAAAUUAUUAGAAAUAUGCACAUAAGUGAGGCUGAAGAAAUGGAUAAACAAAAAUAUUUGAUGACUCAAGAAGAAGUCGAACAAUUAAAAAAGGGAUUAAAAAAGAAAUGGGAAUCAGUUAACAAAGAAUACUAAUCAAUUACACAUAUUAGGAUGAUUGAUACUGUUGGAUUGAAGAGAAAGAAAGAGCAAUGUGAGAAGGAGUUAGCCUAAUUGGAGAAGGAUAUUGAAAAAUUAAAUAAGAAUUAUGUCUUUGUUGACACAUAAAAAUGAUGAUCAUUCCAAAAAUAUAUAUAUAUAAAAUCACAUUAAACUUUGGCGC